AUGCCGUUCAGUAAGCCCUCUGGGGCCUCUAUCAGGCGUUUCUUUGGUUUCCUACACCUCCUCUUCUACGCAGACCCGACAUGGCUCGACAAGAUACUGGUCUUCGUGGGCGCAAUAGCUGCCAUUGCAGCAGGCGUACCAUUCCCACUCAUCGGAAUCGUCUUCGGCCAAUUGGUCGAUGAGAUCAAUGUUGCGACAUGCAACAACCGCGAAGGUAGCUCUAACGGAUCUGAAGAAGCCAACAUUACGCCCAAGAUCCUGCUGCUCGUCUACAUUGCUUGUGGCACUUUCACUUGCAUCUACACGCACCUUGUAUGCUGGAACUUGGCAUCACAGCGCCUAGCUCAGCGCAUCCGAGACCGUUACCUCCGAAACCUGCUGCGACAGGACAUGGCCUUCUUUGACAACCUACAGGCCGGAGAAGUGUCUUCUCGACUCAACGGCGACAUCCAGUCAAUCGAGAGUGGUACUGGCGAAAAGGUUGGCGUGGCACUGACUUGCCUCUCCUUUUGUGUCACGGCCUACAUCGUUGGCUUCAUCAAGAAUGCCGAGAUCGCUGGCAUGCUCGUCUCUUUAAUCCCUGCAUUCUUGCUCAUGGCCGUGGUUGGCGGUCACUUUUUUGGCAAGUAUGCUGCCAAGGUCGGCGAUUGCUUUGGGUCCGCUAGCGCCAUCGCGUCUGAAGCGCUCAGUCAUGUAGGCCUCGUGCAUGCGCUUGGUGCAAAUGCCAGGCUAGAGGCAAAGUUCGAGGGCCAUUUGAGCGAUGCUCGUGAGGCAGGUGUCAAGAAGGCCACGACCGCUGCGGUCCAAGCUGGUCUGCUCUACUUCAUCGCCUUCUCGGCCAGCGCCUUAGGUUACUGGCAGGGUAGUCGCAGGAUCGCAGACUCUCUCGAGGGCAAAGGCAGUGCAACUAUCGGAGAGAUCUACACCGUCACGUUCAUUCUGCUCGAUGGUGCCAUCGUUCUCAGUCAGAUUGCGCCGAUGUUGCCAUUGUUUGGCGGGGCUAUAUCAGCUUUCGAGCGCUUGCGCAAGGACAUCGAGACUCAACCAACCAUUGACAACACCUCGUCAUCCGCGGAGAAGCCUACUCAUGUUGAUGGGACUGUUGAGUUCCGCAACGUCGCGUUCACGUAUAGUUCAAGGCCUGAUCAUCCCGUACUGAACGGUAUCUCCUUGACAUGCGAAGCUGGUAAACUGACUGCUAUCGUGGGUCUUUCCGGAAGCGGCAAGUCCACAGUCGCCAGUCUUAUCAGCCGAUUCUAUGAUCCCGAAUCUGGCGAUGUACUUCUAGACGGCCGCAAUGUCAAAGACAUCAACAUCAAGUCUCUCCGAGGUUUCAUCAGUCUCGUCCAACAAGAACCUUCACUUCUUGAUCGCUCCAUCUUGGAGAACAUUGCUCUCGGUCUCGUCAACAGCCCGCCUCAUGCCCAUCUCGAGAAAACGCUGCUGAGCGGAAUCCUCGCUCAAGUUGCGGAAGACGUCAGGGGCGGCCAGGAUCUUACUCAAGUCGCCGAGAAGGCUGGUCCUGAAGUUGUAGAGAUCGUUCAACUUGUGAAAGAUGCUGCGGACCUCGCCGAUGUUGCUAUCUUUAUCGAUCGCCUGGAGUUCGGGUUCGCGACCUCGGUUGGCUCGAGUGGUAGUCUCGUCAGUGGUGGACAGAAGCAGCGUAUUGCUCUCGCCCGAGCUCUGGUCCGCGAUCCUCGUAUCUUGAUCCUCGACGAAGCCACCGCUGCCCUAGAUUCAGCUAGUGAGCAGCGCAUUCAAGCUGCUAUUGAACGGGCUUCCCGCGGCCGGACAGUGAUCUCGAUCGCUCAUCGAUUGUCCACUAUCAGAGCUGCAGCGAAGAUCAUCGUCAUGAAGAAGGGUGACAUCAUCGAACAAGGAACCCACGAUCAACUCAUGGACUUGGAAGGGUCAUACGCAGACAUGGUUCACCUCCAAACCGUCAAAUCUGACGACGGUGCGACCAGCUCAAGAACCAGUCUAGACUCCCGUGACGCCGAUUCUAUCACCAACGAGAAGUUGGCGCUAAGUGCGCAGGAGCCCGAUGCUGUACCAGCGAACGACGCCAAUGCCGCGGAAGCUGUCGAGCACACUAAGGGUGUCGUCAUUGCGGGCUCUAUCAGGAAGACAAUGCUUCCUUUGACGCGACCGUACCUACUUCUCGUAAUGCUGGCUUUCUUGGCAGCACUGGUAGUAGGUGGCCAGUACUGCGGAUCGGGUCUCCUGUUUGGUAACAUCAUGGGCACCAUGUCUCCAUGCAACACGCCCGAGUAUGUUCGUUCUCGAGGUGAACUCCUCUCUGGGAUGUGGUUCAUGCUUGCCUGUGUCGCCUUCCUGGCCAAUUUCACCAGUUGGGCGUCGUUUGGUCUCUUGUCCGAACGAUUGAUCUACAAGGUCCGCAACCUAUCUCUACACACGCUACUCCAACAGCCGCUACAAUGGCACGAGUCUGAAUCAAGAAGCCCGACCGUGCUCCUCGAAUUUAUCACCAAGGAUGGCCAAUCAUUAGCGGGCUUCAGCGGCUCCAUCAUUGGCACACUCUUCUCCGUCGUUGUCAACUUCAUAGCCGCCAUCAUCCUCUCCCACAUCCUCGCAUGGAGAAUCGCAAUUGUCUGCCUCGUCGUCGUACCACUUCUCUUGGGCGCCGGUUUCAUGCAGUUGCGUGCUAUCGGUAAAUUCGCCGCAAAGCACGCUGGAGCUUUUAGCUCUUCUAUCGGUGUUACCAUCGAAGCUGUCUCUAACAUCAAGACUGUGCAUGCACUCUCUAUCGAAGAGGAGAUCAUUUCAACUUACAGACGAUCGCUGAAGGCUCCACGCAAGGAGAUGGUGAAGCAGAGCUUCAAGACCAACGUCUGGUUGGCCGUCGCCAACUCUUGUGGUACAUUCAUUUACGCUUUCGCCUACUGGUGGGGCACUAAGAACAUCAUCGAAGGCAGGUACACCCAAACUGAGUUCUUCGUCAUUCUCAUCGCCAUGCUUGUCUCCGCACAACUAUGGGGUCAGCUGUUCACCCUCGCACCUGAGAUCUCGAAGGCCAAGAGUGCAAUGUCGCGCAUUUGCGGACUAAUCGAAUUGGGCAAGGAUGGACCUGAUACGGAUCGCCACAAUGACCCCAGUCUCUCGGAAAAGAACCAGAACGAUAUCGAGGCACUGGCUGAAUCGCCAAUACCACCUACCACGCAAGGUGGUGCUAGGGUUAUCUUCCGAGACGUGGGCUUUUCCUAUCCAGCACGUCCUGGUGUGCCGGUCUUAACAUCUCUUUCCUUGACCAUCCAGCCCGGUCAAUUCUGCGCUUUGGUCGGACCAUCUGGUGCAGGUAAGAGUACUGUUCUGGCCCUUCUUGAACGAUUCUACUCUCCCUCCUCCGGUAGCAUCUCCAUCAACGGCCUCGAUAUCUCUCGGCACCAUGGCGCGUCAUUCCGCGAUGAAAUCGCCUAUGUACCCCAAGAGAACAUUCUCUUCCAAGGAAGUAUCAAGUUCAACAUUGGAUUAGGAGCAAGACCUGGACACACACCAUCCGACGAAGAGAUUCAAGAAGCCUGCAAGUUGGCGAACAUACACGACACCAUCAUCGAUCUUCCCCAAGGCUAUGACACGGAGUGUGGCUCCAAGGGCAAUCAGCUAUCUGGCGGCCAGCGUCAACGUUUGUCCAUUGCUCGAGCUCUUGUGCGUAAGCCCAAGUUGCUGCUGUUGGACGAGAGUACGAGCGCCUUAGAUGCGGAGAGUGAGAAGGCCUUGGAGCAAGGCCUCGAACGGGCCGUCAAGGGUCACGGUGUGACCGUCAUCGCCAUCGCGCAUCGACUGAGGACAAUUGCUAGGGCUGAUGUGAUCUUCUUGGUCGAAGCAGGUAAAGUAGUGGAUCAAGGACGUCACGAGGAAUUGGUACAGCGCAGUGAGAGCUACCGGGUUAACGCUCUUCACCAGAUGCUUGGAUAG
Messenger RNA from Alternaria hordeiaustralica, 3936 nucleotides. RefSeq lists its product as uncharacterized. Gene Ontology annotation, biological process: transmembrane transport. The transcript has 3 exons. The record is from RefSeq and is a predicted model, not a curated record. Gene Ontology annotation, cellular component: membrane. The coding region runs from base 1 to 3936 and encodes 1311 amino acids. Gene Ontology annotation, molecular function: ATP hydrolysis activity; ATP binding; ABC-type transporter activity. NCBI's taxonomy places the organism in Eukaryota, Fungi, Ascomycota, Dothideomycetes, Pleosporales, Pleosporaceae.